This is a messenger RNA of Nothobranchius furzeri (turquoise killifish), 3197 nucleotides long. RefSeq names its product protocadherin alpha-C2-like. Gene Ontology annotation, cellular component: plasma membrane. The record is from RefSeq and is a predicted model, not a curated record. Gene Ontology annotation, biological process: homophilic cell-cell adhesion. Lineage: Eukaryota; Metazoa; Chordata; Actinopteri; Cyprinodontiformes; Nothobranchiidae. Gene Ontology annotation, molecular function: calcium ion binding.
UGUUUCUUUGAAGAAAUAUGAUGUCUUUGAGAAAAAUUGCAACACACAUAGAAAACAAGUAAAGGUAAUUAUAUUAGAAAUGAAAAACAAGUGCGUUAUAAUAAGAAAAAAAGAAAAUUCGUUAUGAAAUACUUUUUUGUUGUUUGCUUAUCUUGAAAACACUGUUCUAUUUGAAUAAAUCUACUACAUAAAACUAUAUUUAAAUCAUCCACUACACGGUGAAUGCAUACAUUGUUUUUAAAUGUUAUGAAUAACAUUAAAAUAUUGCUUCUCGCUCACUUGCAAUUAAAUAUAACCAGAAGAAUAUAACCACAAGAGUCAUAUAUCUAUCUGGUCUUUGUGUAACGGGAAAGACAAAGCUGCAUGGUGGCGCUGUUUGGAUAGAAGUUCAGCUUCCUAAAGCUGAGAUGGGGUCUCGAUGUCAUUUCACCGUGACUGUGGGAAGAGCGGACAGCUCCGUGGUGCUGAAACCACGCUGUGAUUGUGAAGCAAUUGGGAUAUUUCUCUUUUUGUACAGGAUUUUUAUUUUGUGAAAAAGAUCGCAUCCAAGUGCGUGGAUUAAAAGCAUCUGUCACGUGCACUUUUUUAAAAUUGAAAUCUCGUUAUCCUGUUUUGCUGCACAACAAUGGGCCGUGCUGUAACAAAGCGCUCUGAUCAAAGGUACGUGCUGCUCAUCAUUCUUUUAGCCCUCGUUCACCACCUAUCAGCCUCCGUGACUCAUUACUCCAUACCCGAGGAGAUGAAAGAAGGAUCGGUCGUGGCUAACCUCGCUACUGAUCUCGGUCUGGACGUCACAACGCUGACAAAGAGAAAACUGCGCCUCGAUAUCAUCGCUAACAACAAAUAUCUGGAUGUAAACAAAGAGACUGGGGAGCUGUACGUUGUUGAGAAGAUCGACAGAGAACACAUUUGUACAUUUAAAUCUUUAGUUUCUUGCUAUCUCAGGCUGGAAAUAACGCUAGAAAACCCCGUGAGAAUGUUUAACAUUGAGGUAGAGAUAUUGGACAUAAAUGACAACGCCCCGCAGUUCCGGAGAGACGUCAUUCAUUUAGACAUUUCUGAAGCGACACCGAGAGGAGAGAGGUUUUCUCUCAGCAAUGCGGUUGAUCCUGAUGUGGGAUCUAAUUCAGUGAAGACAUAUCAUCUAAGUGAAAGUGAACAUUUUAAUAUAGAAGUUCAGUCAGGUAGAGAAGGUUCAAAAUUUGUUGAUUUGAUCCUAAUAAAAACGCUAGACCGGGAGCAGCAGUCCGUUCAUAAUUUAAUUCUAACAGCGGUAGAUGGGGGAACACCUGCUCGUUCUGGCACCGCCAGCGUUAUUGUUCGUGUUCUAGAUACUAAUGAUAAUUCACCCACGUUUGAAACAAACAGUUUAACUGUUAAAAUCCUGGAGAAUUCACCAAUAGGAAGCCUUGUUAUUGAUCUGAGUGCCACAGAUUUAGAUGAAGGAUCCAACUCUGACGUCACAUAUUCAUAUAGUUUAUAUACAUCAGAGAAAACACAGGAGACGUUUAAUCUGAAUCCAACCUCAGGAGAAAUUACUGUUAAAGGAAUGUUGAACUAUGAGGAUUUCAGGAUUUAUGACAUGGAGGUGAUAGCAACAGACAAAGGAGCCACCAGCUUAUCAGGACAAUGUACCAUCAAGAUUCUAGUAGAAGACAUGAAUGACAACCACCCGGAGAUUUCUAUUAAAUCCUUCCAGAGUCCAGUGAGUGAAAACAUCAAGUUAGACACGGUGAUAGCUGUAGUUAGUGUGAGUGAUAAAGACUCAGGGGACAAUGGAAGGGUUGAUCUUUAUAUUCCAGACAACAUGCCUUUCAAACUGAGGGAGUCCUCUGAUAAUUAUUAUGAGUUAGUGGUGUCAGAGCCAUUAGACCGAGAGAAGGUCCCAGAGUAUGACAUCACUUUCACUGUGACAGACAGAGGUUCUCCUCCUUUAUCUGACAAUGAAACAAUGACUUUAGAGCUGCUGGAUGUUAAUGACAAUGUUCCCCAGUUCCCCCAGUCUUUUUAUACCAUACGUGUGAUGGAGAAUAACGCCCCCGGGGCCUUGCUCAGCUCCCUCAAUGCCUUUGACCCUGACCUCCAUGAGAACCAGUAUCUAGUGUAUUUCAUCCUGGAGAAGGAGAUUGCCAACACCUCCAUGUCCAUGCUGUUCUCCAUCAACCCAGAGAACGGGAACCUUUAUGCACUGAAGACCUUUGACUAUGAGAUAGAGAAGGACUUUGUUUUCCACAUCGAGGCCAGAGACUCUGGUUCUCCUCCUCUCAGCAGUAACGUGACCAUCCACAUCAUCAUUGUGGACCAGAAUGACAACGGUCCAUCUAUCGUGUCUCCGUGGUGUGAGCGUGGCUCGGUGGUGGAGGAGAAGAUCCCCAGAUCCACUGACAAAGGCUCUCUGGUUGCCAAGGUGAUAGCCUUGGACAAGGACUCUGUGCACAACUCUCGGAUCACCUACCAGUUCCUGCAGCUGGCUGACGCCUCCUUGUUCAGUCUGGACCAGUACAACGGAGAGAUCCGGACCAUGAGGAUGUUCAGUUACAAAGACCCGCGCCACCACAGGCUGGUUGUUGUUGCCAAGGACAACGGGGAGCCCGCUCUGUCUGCUACGGUCACCAUCAAGCUGCUGACAGUGGAGACUGCUGUGAAGGCCUACUCUGACAUGACUGAGAUGUCUCUGGAAUACGACAUCUUCUCAGACAUCAACCUGUAUUUGGUGAUCGGUCUGGGCUCGGUGUCCUUUCUGCUGCUGAUCACCAUACUGGUGACCAUCGUGCUGAAGUGUCAGAAGGUGAAACCCAGCAAAUCGGCUCCUCCCAGCAGGAACAGCGUGAUCAGUGAGAGGAACUCCACCAUCGCAGACUCCACUCUGGUGUCCAACGAUGCCUACUGGUACAGUCUGUUUCUAGCAGAGACCAGGAAAGGAAAGCUGGUGGUCAGACAGCCUGUGCCAAAGGGCUCUAGAUACAUCGUGUCCAGCAUCCCCAGAGGGACAGGACUGUCAGAGACCAGCGACUCAGCAGCUUCCACUCUGCAGGUAGGCAUUAAACACCUUUUUAUGUGGUCCUACGAAUUUUUAAUCAAUGUGUUUUGACCUGGAGAUGUAUCAAAAUAAACCCCUUUCAUUUGAUUAUAUUAAUAUUACAAUAUAAACAGAUUAAACUGUAGCCUUUGCAGUAGUGUCUGUCUGUCUGUCUGUC